GGAGAAAUGAGGGGUCUCUCCCGGAGACGGCCAGCAGUGACAGCAGCGGGUGGCAAAAGGCCAUCGCUCGGUGCUGCCCUGAGCCGUGCUCGGCUGUGGCAGCAGGAAGGACCCCGUGGGUCCCAGUCUGUGACCUGUGCAGUAAGUGGAGAUCUGUGGAACAAGCUCUUGACUUAAAAAAUGUAAUUCCGCUUUUUCUUUUUAAUAAAUAUACAUCAAACUACUGCAGCAUCUUCUAAAGAGCUUUGAUGCCCGGCAAUCUGCCCAGAGGACCUCCUCUGUUCAGUCUCUGGCAGCAGGGAAGCCGCUGAGCUUCUGACGCGAGCUGGGAAGCCCUGUGGACGCGGUGGGGAUGUGUCUGACGCCACAGGCUUGCACAGCUCGCUAAUUAGUGCGCUUAGGGCUGACGCAAGGGGUCUGCAGCAAUCAGUGAGGGUGAGUGGCUUUGAUCCAGAGGUGCUUGUAGGUUCUGGGAUGAUAAAUUGCCCAUGUUUUUGUUGCUUGGUUAUUAUUACUGGCCUAACCUAUAAUCAGUUCCACGUAGCUUUGCAGCUUUAGUGCUGUUCCUUAGGUCUGUGUCUCAGGAUUAUGCUUUCCCCGUUGCCAUCUUGGGAAAAUACUGGCCUGUGCUUUGCUCUUGACUAACCUGAUCAAGUUUCUCCACUUGAAUGUGUGACUGCAGUGAAAACUGCCCUGAAAAAUGUGACUUUUCUCCUACAAAUGACUGGGGUAUCACUUCCCGAGACUACGUUUGGUUGUGCUCCAGAGAAGUUUCCAAUUCUCUUACCGUGACUGUUCUCUGGAGUUUGUUGUGGCUGUCAUGGAGGGUGAAGCAUGAUUUAAGAAGCACCUGGUGUUAACAGAAGAAAACCAGCAGGAAUGUGGGAAGGGAGGGAGGACAACUCUAGCAGCAGUGCAGCUGUUCCUGAGCCCUGAGGUCCCAGUUACAAACCACGGCCUUACAAAGGCUGCCGGGGUGGCAGAAGGAGCCGGAGGCGCCCCGCGGUGUCGGAAGGGGAUGAUCUGCCUGCAGCAGUUCUCCCUGCGAGCUGGUGGCUGGGACUUCAUGUCGAGAGAGAGUUAUGAGCUGCAGGUGACCCAGCAGAAUGAUAAGCUUAUGUAUGGAGUGCAGUCUGAGUGCAUUUGGAGAGGAAAAUCUCAGUCUGGGGAAAUCUUAAUUGUUUUUUUCUCUUGACUGGAUCCCGGUGUAAGUAGGACUGCAGAAAAGGGAAAAAAUUGGCACGUUUUGUCCUUAAUUUCUUGAUGUUGCAGUAGGUGACUGCCCAGCGAGCUCACUGCAGUGCUGCGCGGUGCCUCCCAUCACGACCGCAGCCAGCUUUGGAAGACAACGCCGAGGAGAAUGUUGCAUCUUAUGCAGAGCAACAUUUGGAAGCUGUUUGGUCAUCGUGGGUUACAGUGCGGGGUUUCAACAAUUCCUGCUGGCACAAAAGAAACCUGUAAGGUGUUUUAAAGAACAGCACCACAGAAAGACAAAAAAACAAACGCUGUAUUUGGGUUACUAAAAUGGCCAGUCCUAAUCUGACUUAAUCACCCUGUGAAAAACGUAAACGUGUUGAACAGCAGAUCUAGGUGUGAUAUAUUGCUAGAAAAUUUCCAGGAAGAACUGGCAGCUUGUGAGAUUACUGUAAUUAGGAAUGUGUUUCGGUAUUUUAUGGGUGGAAAAUGAGUUAAACCUUCCAUCGCACUCAUACUUAAAUGAUUUGUGUCACCAGUUAUCGUACAUCUGACUUGAUGUGGUUCUCUGCACUUCUCGAGCAGCGCUAGCUCUCUGGUAGUGAUAGUUUGUCCUUAGAUUUAGGUGUAGCUUGGCAUUGACCGCUUGCUGCACAAGUUUCACUGGUUUGGUUCAGAUCAAAUCUUCCAAGCUGUAGCUGUAGCUUCAGGAGAAGAGGAAAGUCAGUGUGCCACGAAGGUGAGUUACGCUGGGGGGCUGUGCUUGUCCUGAGAGCGGCGUCGUUGCCGUGGGACAAGAAUGGGGACAGCAGGGACUGUCCUGAGCAGGGCCGGCCGGUGCUCGCUGUGCUGGUGUGGGGGAAUGGCCUUCAGAGCUUGGGGACGGAAGUGGGCACCAGCGAAGGAGGUCGUGUGAGGUACAGAGCCCUCUGGGUACGUUGGUCGUGUGCAGUCCCUAAUUGUUUCCUUUUCUAGGGAGUUUUUCCGAUGGUUUCUCGCAGUGAGGCGUCCCGUGCCCCAGCAGAGAGCCGGUACUAGCCACGAGAUGUAGCACAGGCAGCGUGUGUAAAUAAUGCAGUAGCGCGAGGUCGUGUCACAGCAUAUUUCAUUGCAAGGUGCUCGGGUGCGUUAAAAGUCCCAGUGAGUUAUGCUGUGUCCUCUACCAGAGGGAGACAAAAUGUCGGCUGCUGGAGGACGGUAAAUCUUCUGAAAGGCCCAGUAUCAUUUUCUGCUUGUCUCCAAUUAAACUGAUUACCGGAGUUCUUUGUUGUUCAAAGAUCAGUCUGUUUCAUGUGCUGCCAGCAUGUACUUUGGCAACUGUGGGCAAUGGGAUUUCCUGCAUUGUCUGAGUCUUUGCCAUUGACCUUUGUGGUCGUUGUUCCAGCACUCCGUAUCCUCUGGCAGGGGUGCGAAGGGCAGCGUUCAAAUCCUGAAAGAAAAGAGAAAGGAGCCGCCUUAAAGGGACGGAGGGCUGUUUGUAAUCGGUGGCUCCUAGGGUUGUUGCUGCAAAAGAAGGGGAAUUGCUGGGGCUGUCAGUAUAAUUAUCACUUUUUUUUAAUUGUUCUCAUCCCAGCCUAAUGACGGUGGUGUCAUUUAUAGUGACUCAGAGAAAUCCGCCGUCAGCGCGGCGUUAAGAUGGUGCCCAUUUGGGACUAGGGAGAGGAGCCCGGUUUCCGUUGUGCGCUGUUUUCAGGAAGAGUUGCAGGUGCUGGAAGCACUCGACUGUGUCCUAGAAGUUUCCUGGCUUCCCGCCCCGUGGCUGCUGUGUUUGGAGAGGCUGCUCGGGCUGCGCUCGAGCCCCAGCACAGCCGUCACCGUGGCGUUAGAGAGGGGCCGCCUCUCCCUGCCGGUGAGAGCAGUCUCCCACCGCUGUCGAGUGCCUGCCAAGUGCUGCAGUUGGUUCUGAAGCAGCCAGCCUCGUGGAGUUGUCUCAGGUGUUGCUGGUCGACUGACGGGAAGGGCAGAUGGGGUCUUUAGAGUGAAGGGGGAGAAGGGUGUCUGAAUACUUAUGAGUGAGCUGCGAUGGAUAACAAAGACUCAGAAGCUGAGAUCCACCCUCUGAAGACAGAGGAUGUAAAAGCUCAAGAGAACCAUGAAAACUUUGUUGAGAGAAGAAUUAUCAGCAAGCAGUCAUCGCAACUGUCUCGGCUGUCCCGGUGGCGCACUGCUGCCUUCUUCAUCUCGUUAUUUCUGUGUCUGAUAAUUGUGUUUGCUUUCUCAUUUAUCAUUCCUUGCCCAGAGAGGCCUGUUUCAGAAAGAACAUGGUUCCGAAACUAUGAAAAUGCAGUGGCUUACCAGUUUCUUGCUAUAGAAGAUGUGAACGAGGACAAAGUGCAAGACGUCAUCUUUGCUUUCAGAGCUAGCAACGGCAGUGGCAGCUCCAACCGUACCUGUUUGGACGAAGGUCUCCCUUCUCCAUGUGCCUUCGUUGCUGCCGUGUCUGGCACAAACGGCACAGUGCUGUGGGAGAAGCCUGCUGCCGAGGAGGUCGAGUGGAUGGAGUGCGGCAUCAGGCAGCUCGGGGAGGCUUCGGUCCCGGGUUGCCUCGUUGUGGGGAAGCCGGCGUCGCUGACCGCGCUCGGCCAGCAGACAGGGGAAGUUCAGUGGAGACAGUCAAAUGACUUUGGAGCUAAUUAUACUGUGCUGACUCCCUUGUCAGUGAUUCCAGAUGUGGAUAGUGAUGGAGUUCAGGACCUGAUAAUCUUUAUUGCUACAGGAGAUAAGAUUAAGACCUUCAUCCAUUCAGGAAGAAAUGGCAAAGAGAUCGGCUCCACUGAAAGUCUGAACAUGGGUGGGAAGGCUCGUUAUAUCAAUCUGAACCUGGGCUCCUCCUCCUACUUCCUUUUCUAUACAGCCAACUCUGUCUAUGCAUAUUCCCUGAAAGAUCUCUACAGUGCAGCAACUGGGAUGGACAAUAAGCUUCCCAGCCUUGAGCAAGAUCCUCAGUGGGAGAAGAACAUUGACCCAACCACACACCGCUUCUCCCUUCCCAGCUCUGGAGACAUUCGUUACCUUGCAAAAAUUCCCGGGGCAUCACGGGAGAACAUCCUGGUUGUAAACUCGGAGACGGCUAUGCUGAUCAAUCCACAGAAUCUUCAGACUUUGUGGACCCUCAAUGUGUCCCAUGUUAUGAGUGAGCCACUGCUUGGUUACUACAAACCUGAUGUUCUUGGUGUUGUCCUUGAGAGUGAGAUCGGGCCCAGCAGGAAGAAGGUUAUGAUUGUUGAGGGUGGAUCUGGAGCAGUCCAGUGGGACCUGAAGCUGAACUCUAAAGCAGAGAGCCCGGGGCCAGCCACACUUUCUACUGCUGAUCACAGGUCCACCUUCCUCAUCUGGGGUGAAUACAAGGUAGCAGGAAAUGAAACGGGAUCCACAGCUCCUCAGCAGAAGCUGUAUCUUUUCCAUCCUUCCUACACUAACGUCCUGUUGGAGCUCCGCAAUAACACAGACCAGAUAAUUGCGUUCAAUGCCACACUAUUUGAGCGGAGCCGUCAUGCCUGCUAUGUGCUGUUGACGGGGCCUCAACCCAGCGAGGAGCCAGGGUUGGUAUCUCUGAUGAAGCGCAAGCUGAAGGAGGAUGUCUCUGAGAGCAAGGUGAUCUGGCUGAGCCAGGUGGCUGUGGACAGUGAGCAGUACAUCCGGGACCGCCUCUACAGGAUGCGAUUCCACAGCCGAGUGUGAGUUUGCUGAGAGAGCAGGAGAGGCUGCUCUGGCCCCUCUCCUCUGCAGCAGUGCACUUAACAAACCCAGAUCACGGAUUCAAAUGGGAAGCUGCCUUUCUCGAUCUGCAAACCAAAGUGCGGCUGGCAGGGAAGCUCCCCCAGUGCCUGGGUAUGCCCAGGCUGUGGGAGCAGCUGCCGGUGCAUCCAUUGUCAGAGCUGAUGGGACUUCAGUGCUUGGCCACCACUGAAGUGUCGUGAGCUCAGGGAUGAGGGCUUUCCCCUUGGUCCUUCUGUGCCCGCAGAACUGUGCUGACUCGGCCUGUAUCUAGAGGAAAACAUGCUCGCUGGGGAUGCCUGAGCUGAUUAUUUCUUGGGUGCUUGCAUGAGAAGUGGAGCUUUGGUGUGUGGUGUUAGAUUUCCUUUCUGAGUCAGCUCUCCUGGCUGCAGGAGAGGUGCUUGACUGCAGAUUCAUUUGCAAUCGCCCUCUCCUGAAUAUGGGCCCCCCCUUCAGUAAUGGGUAUGUGUAGUGCUAGACCCCAGCCGUGGCUGAUGACUUGGCUAGGUCUUACCUGUGCCAGCAGAGCACAGAUUAAAGUUUCAUUCUGUUUAGAAAAUGACCUUUUCACCUAAGAAUAGCCCCAUGUACCCCACCGUGCAGUCACAAGCCUAUCCAUGUCUUCUGUGCUGCUUCCUUUCCUGCCGGGCUGUACAGCACUGGUGACACCGACAGGGAGCUGGUCUCCCACCUGAUCCAUACAUCAGCAUUCCCCCAGACCCCCUUGUGAUUGUAGGCAAUACAAAAACAUGAGGCUUGCUGGUCCCUUCAGGUGUGGACACCACCUCUCCUCUUGGUUUUGAGGUGCCAGGGGAUCUAGGACACUUAUUAGAGUAGAAUUGCACUUUAACCUUUCCUGGGAGCUUGGCCUGCUGCUCCUGGGAGCUCUCUGUACUCCAGGGGCAGUGCCAGCUGUCCUAAAAAUACUAAUUUGGUCUUGCAGCUACUGAGGAGUCUUUUCCAAGUUCUGACCCCUCUGCCAGGAGGCGGGCAAGCUGCAAGACAGAUGUAAGCCACUCAGCGACAACACAAGCUGUAUUCACAGCACAGCUCCAAGGAGAGCUCUGCGCUGCCUUCCUGCCCCUCAGAUUGAAGUGGUGCUGGGGGAGGAUCUCCAGGUGUUGUUUUCUCUGAAGGUGCAGCCUGGCGGCCCGAGAGAGUGGGUCUUGCUGGCUGGGACGGGUUGCUGUGUGAAGGUGAUGUCUCCCCUGGAGACGUCUUGAGUGUGAUGUUGUUUGCUCUGCCCUGUUCCUGGUGGGCACCGGUGCAGGCUGUAGGAACGAUGUGCAAAAAGCCUGGAAAACAGUUUGCGUAGGCUGCUCAGUCCUGAAAGCUGCUGUCCCCACACCAGCUGCGCUGAGACACAGCCGCUGUUCGCACACUGCUGGGCAUCCCUUUGGCUGGUGAGAGGAAGGUGGACAGAAAACACAGCUGAACAUGGUGGAGCGUGCAUCCUAAAAAACCUCUCAGGUUUUGUGGUGCUGGAGGGGGGUUAGCCGGGGCCUUCCUCCCUCAUGGAGUCUCAGCUUGGGGCACCUGUAGGCGUACUGUAGGGUGAGCAACUUGAGACAGAACUUGAGAACUUGUGUAGGUCCAGGAAUCAGUUCUCUCGGGGCAGCCACUGAGAUUUCCCGUGCUGCAGGGCAGCUCCGGGCGCAGGCAGCUGGGGUCACGCGGAACUGUGCGUGCAGCUGCGGCUCUCCCAGCCUUGCAGGAAAAUGAGCUGCAGCGUCUGCUGCUGCGGCACCUGUGGUCUGGCCACACACCUCCCCGCUGCUGCCCCGCGGCCUGUAGCUGCAGAACGGGUGCGCUUGCACCCUCUGCCCGCGGCCCGUCGCUCAGGCAGUCAGAGCUGUGCAGGAUGGGUGCCCGGUGGCCUGGAUCUGUGUGGUCGGCGCAGAUUGCAUCCCGCUGAGGUUCCCGGGGCAGCGAGCAUGCCCAGGCUUUAUUCUCGCCAUAACCACGCUGGCUCUCUUCCUCCUCAGAUCCCUGCGCAGGCCUGACCUUCUUGGUAGGCACACUGAAUGUUCUCCUUCAAUAGUGCCGGGUUUUCAGCUCUGGGGGGGCUUUUCUGGCUUUAAGUUGUCCGUUCAUGUUUCCAAAUACUUUGGAGAUCCAGAAUUCCCUGUGGCAGCUCAACUAAAAGCAUCAGUGCCAAACCAGCACCUUCUUAACAAAACAAGUCCUUUUUGCAGCUUCUUUCCCUGUGUAAUUGUUUUUUGCAGUAUUUAAUGAAUGACUUUGUGCCUUGAUUCAAUAACUCAGAUGGGUGAUGAUGGCAUUAUAUCACUGUGUUAUGCGUUAGUGUGUUUUUUAACACUACGACCGUUUGGAUUGGUUCUUUAACUUAUUGCAAAUUGUGCUGUAUAGGACUUGGUCUAACUGUAAUGGUUUCAAUAAAUCCUCUUUUGCAUUGUU
Messenger RNA from Cygnus olor (mute swan), 7329 nucleotides. RefSeq names its product family with sequence similarity 234 member A (gene FAM234A). Gene Ontology annotation, molecular function: protein binding. The transcript has 13 exons. The record is from RefSeq and is a predicted model, not a curated record. Bases 3217 to 4875 code for a protein of 552 amino acids. Lineage: Eukaryota; Metazoa; Chordata; Aves; Anseriformes; Anatidae.